Messenger RNA from Caenorhabditis auriculariae, 2308 nucleotides. Lineage: Eukaryota; Metazoa; Nematoda; Chromadorea; Rhabditida; Rhabditidae. The record is from the annotation of a GenBank genome assembly.
AUGAGCGUAGAGCCAGGUAUUUCUACAGAUAUUUUUGCAAAAGGAAGCCGGAGAGAGCUCGAAAUGAAACGAGAAUCGAAGACGUCUUCGUCGAUGGUUGGUCAAGCAAAUGCUGGAAAAAAUACCGCAGUUCCAGCUGUCCUCGUCGAAAAAGGUGGACGAUGCCUCGAUCACCGACGACGUCCGCGGCGCCGAGUACUACCACGGCCUGAUCCCGCGACUCGACGCAGAGCAGGUGCUCCGUCGUGAAGGCGACUUCUUGCUCCGUAAAACGGAAGCCACGCAAGGUUUUCUCCCUUCUUUGAACUGUGUCGAGUUAAAAAUUUGAAAAUUUUUUUAAAAGUAUGAAAAAAGCCCUAAAGUGUAACAAUUUUUGUGCGCGAAGGGAAAAUCAAAUCUCCAUUUCAUUUUAAGUUCACGCGAUAAAUUCGAAAAUUAUUUACUGCUCCUAUGAAACCCUCCAGGACCAUCUUUCUUUUCAAAAAAUGUCCCAUCUUUUCUUUCUUCGAAGAAUUCGUGACACUUCAAAACUUGAGUCAUCGCAGAAAUAAAUUUUACGUUUCGUCUCAUCGUAUAACCCUUUGCAAAAGUUCUAAUGAGUUUCGGUCGCCCAACUUUUUUGCAAAGGAUCGAACUCGAAAGUAGCUCUUUCUCACCAUGAGAGACAAACACAGGAGUGGUGGUGCUGGCGCUGUCGGUGCGAAUCAGCGCAGAUACGGUGAAGCACUUCAUGGUGAACCUCGACCCUUCGGGCACGUUCUACUUCGAAGCUCACCAUGAGAAAAGCAUUCCUGAUCUUAUCAACUGGCAUUUGUAAUUGUUCACUUGUAAAGUUCAGCUUUACUUUGUCGUUCAGAAAUACAAAAACUCCGUUGUCGUCGGCGUCAGGCGCCAAGAUUCGAAGACCGAUUGAACGAACGCAGUGGCUGCUCAACCAUGACAGCAUUCUCAUUGUCAGGAAACUUGGCGAAGGAGCCUUCGGAGAAGUGGAAGACGCGGAGAAGUCCCUAAAAAGUUUCAAUUUGCAGGUGUUCCUGGCUGAGUACGAGUCCGGGAAGGCCAAGCAGGAGGUCGCAGUGAAGACCAUGCGACAGGAAGCAACACGCGACGCGCGGCUCAAAUUCAUGAAAGAGGCUCGACUGAUGCGCAAAUACACGCACAAACACGUGGUGAAGAUCCUCGGCGUCGCCGUCCACGAGCACCCGCUCAUGAUUGUGAUGGAAGUGUGUCCGAGUGAGUCGCCGUCUGUGUUCUCGUCAAAACAUCUGCAGACGGCUCUCUGCUACAUCACUUGCGAAAGAACAAGGGCAAAGUCUCUUCGCUGGAAAAGUUACGAUUCUCCGUUGAAGCGGCCGAUGGCCUCGCUUACCUGGACCGGAAAGCUUGCAUUCAUCGAGACAUUGCUGCGAGAAACUGUCUUCUUUCUGCCAAAAACGUGAGCUCCUUCCAGAUAUUCAUGUACGCGUUUUCCACUAUUCUGAGAGCGGGUUUUUUUGCCAAAUUUACUAAGUUCUUCCACUCUUUUUUAUUUUACAAAUAAGUAUUUUCAUUUUUACUUUGCAACCAAAAUUGUAUGAUUUCGCACGAUUCCAUGCCUCAUUACUAUACUCCGCAAGCUAAAGGUGAUUGGAGUACAUAAAUCUCCUCCAAAUUUAUGAGUAUUUUUAAACCCUACAUGCUACAGUCGUACCUCGUGUUUUCGUGCAGUGACUGAUUAUUUCAGGAAGUUAAAAUAUCGGAUUUCGGAAUGUCCGACGACAGAGUUAUUGUCCACGACGACACGCUCGACAAGGUGCCUGUCAAAUGGCUCGCUCCAGAAACUCUCCAGGAGAAAAUCUACUCUCUCAAAACAGACGUCUGGGCUUUCGGUUAGCGUUCCAUAACUUUGAUGCCGUGUUCAAGGUGAAUUAGCGAAGUCUCAAAAAGCCGGAGAUUGAGAAGUAUAACUAAACUUUGGAGAGUCAGAGCUGAAUCCCAAUUUCGCGGAAAAUAAUCUGAACACGGCAUUAAAGACUAAUGUCUCAGGCGUCCUCGUCUGGGAGAUUUACGCAGAUGGCGCCGACCCCUACCCCGGCCUAACUAACGUUCAGACACGCGCCAAGAUUGUCGUCCAGGACUACCGAAUGAAAAUGCCUGAAGUACGUGGAUCACGGAAUUACCUCUUGAAAUCUCUUUUUUUAUGCAGGGAACUCCCAAGUUCGUUUCUGAAGUCGUCGCGAACUGCUGGGAAAGAGACGCAUCAAAACGCAACGACAUGAACAAAAUAAGCAAGACGUUGUUGGAAUAUUAUAAUAAGGAGAAGAAAUAA